Molecule: messenger RNA, 895 nt
Organism: Scutellospora calospora
Lineage: Eukaryota; Fungi; Glomeromycota; Glomeromycetes; Diversisporales; Gigasporaceae
Source: the annotation of a GenBank genome assembly
UUGGCUUAGAAGACAUUCUUACGAUCCUAAAUUUAUUGAUUCUCAAAAAAUUUUAAAUGUGCAAACUUUAUGGAACGCAGAAAUCAAAAAAGAUCCACCAAUUGUUAAAUAUACAGAUGUUAUGAAUAAAAAAGAAGGGUUAACAAGCUUGCUCAAAAACAUUAAUGAAUUUGGUUUUUGUUUUACCGAUGGUGUCCCACAUAUGGUUAAGGAAACGGAAGAAUUAGCAAGACGAAUUUGCUUUAUUCGUGAAACCCAUUAUGGUGGAUUUUGGGAUUUCACGGCAGAUUUAGAACACGGAGAUACCGCAUAUACAAACCUUCCUUUAAAAGUGCACACAGAUAAUACAUAUUUUACAGAUCCAUCAGGUCUUCAAAUGUUUCAUUUAAUCGAGUUUGAUGGUGUAGGUGGUUCUUCUUUGUUAGUGGACGGUUUUAAUGUAGCUAAUCAGCUAAAAAUGAAAUCUCCUAUCGCCUAUAAAACACUCUCUACAAUUAAAAUUCCAACACACUCAGCAGGUGAUAUAAAUACAUUAAUUCAGCCAACUCCUAAUGCAUAUCCAAUUUUAAAUCAUGAUUAUUUUAAUUCUCUUUAUCAAAUUCGUUAUAAUAAUGAUGAUCGAUCCACAAUGAAUAAUUUGGAACCUGAUCAAGUUUUAGAAUUUUAUGAUGCACUAAGAGAAUGGAAUAAUUUAUUAAAAGCUGAAUCUAAUGAAUAUCGAUUUCAAUUAUCUCCAGGAAGAGUUAUAAUUUUUGAUAAUUGGAGAGUAUUACAUGGUAGAGAUAAAUUUAGUGGCCAUAGAAGAUUGAUUGGGUGUUAUCUGAAUUGGGAUGAUUAUCAAAGUAAAUUAAAAGUUUCAACUUUAAGUCAAGAAGAAAUUUUAGAAAGUUUGUAG